Hevea brasiliensis (rubber tree) is the source of this 243-nucleotide messenger RNA. RefSeq names its product signaling peptide TAXIMIN 2-like. The record is from RefSeq and is a predicted model, not a curated record. The transcript is spliced from 2 exons. NCBI's taxonomy places the organism in Eukaryota, Viridiplantae, Streptophyta, Magnoliopsida, Malpighiales, Euphorbiaceae. The coding region runs from base 1 to 222 and encodes 73 amino acids.
AUGGCAGAUUGCAGGCCUUUAGGGUUCUUGAUAGGUUUGCCAUUUGCUUUCGUUUCUUUGCUUUUAUCCCUAGUUGGAGCCAUUGUGUGGAUUAUUGGGAGUGUAUUGAGUUGCAUCUGCCCUUGUUGCAUAUUUUGUGCCGGACUUGCAGACUUGGCGAUGAGUCUUGUGAAGCUUCCUGUAACUAUCAUCCAGGGAUUCAUUGCUUUUAUUCCUUGUUGAUCCAUGUGUGUGCGCGCGCCC